AUGGCCAUGAGAUCCGGGAGGCACCCCUCGCUGCUGCUGCUUCUAGUGCUGCUGCUGUGGCUGCUGCAGGUCAGUAUCAUUGACAGUGUUCAACAGGAAACAGAUGAUCUUACUAAGCAAACAAAGUUCCAGGAAAAGAUCUACCAGCCUCUACGGCGAUCCAAGAGAAGAUGGGUUAUCACCACCUUGGAGCUGGAGGAGGAAGACCCGGGACCCUUUCCCAAACUCAUUGGUGAGCUGUUCAAUAAUAUGUCUUAUAACAUGUCACUAAUGUAUCUAAUCAGUGGACCUGGUGUGGAUGAAUAUCCAGAGAUUGGUUUGUUUUCUCUAGAAGAUCAUGAGAACGGAAGGAUAUAUGUUCACCGCCCUGUUGAUCGAGAAAUGACACCGUCUUUCACGGUUUAUUUUGAUGUUGUGGAGCGCUCAACAGGAAAAAUCGUGGAUAAAUCCUUGAUUUUCAACAUUAGGAUCAGUGAUGUGAAUGAUCAUGCACCCCAGUUUCCAGAGAAGGAAUUUAACAUCACUGUGCAAGAAAACCAAUCUGCAGGGCAACCUAUUUUUCAGAUGUUAGCAGUCGAUUUGGAUGAAGAAAACACUCCAAAUUCUCAAGUCCUUUACUUCCUCGUUUCUCAAACACCAUUACUGAAAGAAAGUGGUUUCCGGGUUGAUCGCCUUAGUGGAGAAAUACGACUCUCCGGGUGCUUAGAUUAUGAGACUGCUCCUCAGUUUACACUGCUAAUCAGAGCCAGGGACUGUGGAGAACCGUCACUGUCAUCCACGACCACCGUUCACGUGGAUGUGCAAGAAGGCAACAACCACAGGCCUGCAUUUACCCAGGAGAACGUGAGGCUCCUGGGCCGCCCCAACAUCUAAGCCCCAAAACAAGUAGCCCCUGGGUCCUAGGCUCAGUUUUUCUCGGAGAGGGUGUUAGGCUGUUAUCAUAUUGCUAUGAAGAAAUACCUGAGACUGGGUAAUUUAUAAAGAAAAGAGGUUUAAUUGGCUCAUGGUUCUGCAGGCUUUACAGGAAGCCUGGGGCUGGCACCGGCUCAGCUUCUAGGGAGGCCUCAGGAAGCCUAUGAUCAUGGCGGAAGGAUGGGGGGAGCAGGCAUGUCACUCGGUGACAGCAAGAGCAUGCAAGACACGGGAGGUGGGUGGGGAAGAAUGAGGAACGAGAGAGGUAAGAGGGGCCACACACUUUUAAAUGACCAGAUCUCAUGUGAACUCAGGGCCAGAGCUCCUUAUCACCAAGGGGAUGGCCGGAGCUAUUUAUGAGGCAUCUGCCCCACGAUCCAAACACUUCCCACCAGGCCCCACCUCCAACACUGGGGAUCACAUUUCAACAUGAGAUUUGGGCAGGGACAGAUCUCCAAACUAUGUUGUGCAGUCACCCAAGAUAUGUGCAAUUCUCCAAAGUGACUUAAGCUAGAAUCAAGAAGCCAAAUCAUAUUGACAUAGAAGCACUUCAUAAUGGUCACAUGAGCUUACAUUUUUGACUGCUGUAUGCCAGAAACUAUGCUAAGAACUUUUACAUGCAUUUUUUUCAUUUUUGAUUAUUGAAACUACAACAUGAUUUCUGUUUUACAGAUGGGAAAACUGAGGUCUAGGGGAAGACAGGGAAUUCCUGUUUACUUAGAGUCAGGGGUUCCUAUGCUCAGCCCAACUGACACUGGGCCAGAUGAUUAUUUGGAGUGGGGGCUACUCUGUGUGCUGUGGGAUAUUCACCAGCAUCCCUGGCCUCCGCCCAGUAGAUGUCAGUAGCGCCCCUCAGCUGUGACAACCAAAAGUGUCACCAGACAUUGCCAGAUGUCCCUCAGGGAGAAUAAUCACCCUUGGGUGAGAAGUCUGCACCUGAGGUUUUCACACCGUGUUCAGGAUUCUAGAGGGAAGGUGAGCAGGAAGGCUUUGGCCUCGCCUUCCAUACCUUACCUUAUCCAAGUGCAGAAGUAACUGCAGUGACCAUUUAAAAACAUUGUAUGUCAGGGUCCACAUGGGAUUUCCCAGGCUGCAAGACUCCCAGCCUUUAAGAAAGCAUUGAAAACCACUGUGUAAGAUGGUUUGGGAUGGGUGCUCCACCUAAGGCAUGUGAGAUGGCUAAGAGAUAAAAUAAGAACCACUCAAGAUCUAUUUCCAAUAUUUUAUUUUUUACUAUUCUAUAUGUAUUUUUAAAAAAGUAAAUAUCCACCAUAUUUCCUUUCUCCUGACUCUCUCAGUGAGCCCUUUCUUGACUACCGAGUUAAAACCCUCCCUCUUCUUUCCUGGGACACACUCUAGCCCCUUUGUGCUUUCUUCUGCUUAGUAGUGUUCUACUUAAUCAAUUAGUUUUAUUUAUUUUAUAAAUCCCCCUACACACACACACACACACACACACACACACACACUCAGCUCUCAGCUCCAUCAAGGACGGAAUUUUUGCCUGUCUUGUUCACAGCAUCUGAAAUGGAAUGUGGCACAUAGAAGCUGUUGUUGAAUAAAUGAUGCAAACAAUUAUUUUUAAAAGGUGUCAUUUAAUUAGAAAAAAACCCUGUAUAAACCAAAGUGAAAUGUUUGCAGACCAAAGCACCUCACCAGAAGUAUAUAAUAACUACAAAAUAAUAUUAUGCUUGAACCUUGUUUCAAAAUCUUUUCCUGGCUUGGUAAAAAGCAAUGCUCUCAAAAAUAUGGCUGGAAAAAAAUAUACCCUGUUAUUUUGAAGUGCUUGUCUAGAAACAUUGCCUCCAAAAGUACUGAAUAACAAGCUAUUUUGAAGAUCUACAUGUGUUAGAAAAAUGAUCACCUUAAUCUGAAUAACCACAAGUGUCCUAUUUUAUGGGAAGAGCUAGGAUUUUUAGAGAGCAUAAACUAGGAUUGUGUAUUAUUCUUUUUAAAAUUCUUAGAAAAAAUAGGGCAUUGAGUUGGAUUUAAGAGUACUUUAAGAAUUAUUUAGCGAGUCACAGGUAGGAGGGGGCAGAUAUUCCAACGGAUGCACCUUCUGCUGUAACAGACGGAGUUGCAAAUCCCUUAGGGCAGGUUUAGCAGCAUGAGGAAUAUCCAGGGUGUUGUGAUGAGGAGCAACAUUCUUUCUCCUUCUCUCUCUUGCUCUCUCUCUGCUUCUCUCCCUCCUUCCUCUCUGCUUUCCUUUUCAAUUGUGUUUUUGUUUCCAUGACAUGGACAUGAUGAUUGCUUCUUUCAGUAUAAGACUCAGAUUCCUGAAGGCCGAGUCAGCCAGGGCGUGUUGCGUCUCCUGGUUCAAGAUCGAGAUUCUCCAUUUACAUCAGCUUGGAGAGCAAAAUUCAACAUAUUGCAUGGCAAUGAAGAGGGGCAUUUUGACAUUUCGACUGACCCUGAGACUAACGAAGGGAUAUUAAAUGUUAUCAAGGUAACACCAUACCGGUGACAUACCAACCAGUUAGUGGCAGACGCUGAGGCCUCUUCUGUAGGACCACUCAUAAUGAACCAGAGAGCUAAUGUCCGUGGAUGCUGGGUGCUGAGCCCAUUACGUACCACGCGUCACCAGGCAAGGAAGGCAGGGUCUCAGUGCCACUUCUGUGUGUGGGCUGAGGACUCCUCCUACCAAAAUAAUAUCAAUAAUAAAACUUAUUUUGAUAUGACUAAAUACUUCACCAUUUAAUUUUUUGUUGUUGUAGGCAAAAUGUAAUAGAUUUACAUAGGCCUUAAAAUGAUUAUUCUUUUUCAGAUGUGAUUUAAAAAUGAAAACAUUUUCUUCAACACUAAAAGUUCUUUCUUUUCAUCUGAGUUUUCAAUGUUUAAGACUUUUAAAGUUUAAAACAAAUGGGAGUGCAUCUGUGUGGCCCCAAGAGUAUGGAGAGCCCCUGGCACUGUGCCUAAUGGAGAAGCUGGCCUGGAAGAAAGUAUUAAUAUUACCAUCUCAUUUACUGAUUAGGAAACCAAAGCCCAGAGGGGUUAGGUCCUCUACACAAAGCCACACAGCUUGAGGGGUGGAGUGGAGGAUCCCACUGGGGCAGUCUGACCCCAGUGCCUCUAGUCUUCAUUGCUCACAACCAGACCUAGAGUGACUAGGGCCUCUAGUGCAGUGCAGGGCAGGUGAGUCACCUGGGGACAAGGCAGACCUGAGUCAGCAGGUCUGGCGCAGGGCCCGAGAUUCGCCUGCCCAUUUGACUAGCUCCCAGGGGAUGCUGAUUGCCUGCGGACCGUGCUAUGAAUAGCAAGGCUCUGUAGACGCUGCACCAGAUGCCUGGGGUUGAAUUUUCAAAAUAUUCCCAGGCUUUCAAUCCUUUUAAGUCAACUGACCACUUUGUACCCUGAAUAACUAUGAUCAUUAAUAACUGUAUUUCCCUAAGUUCCCCUGAUUUUUUUGCUGCAUGGUUGUCUCAUUAAUGUUUCAUUAGGCUAUGGUUUUUGUUGCAUUUUUCAUUACCCUCUGAAGGAUGGUGGCUCUUUUCAACCAGCAGAGGAGGAGGGAAAAAAUAAAAGAGAAAAGAACUCCAUAAAUGAUUUGAAAAUGAGCUGUAGACUGUCUUUUGAUCAUUAUCAAAGACAACGUAAAUAAUAAAUGAAGUGCAAAAGCCACAAGCUCUGAGUUUGCAAUGAUGACUCGGCGCUGGGCUUCCUCUGGCCAGAGGAGCAGCAGGUGCUAAUGAAAUCCUCUCUGGGGUUCCAGCCUUUGGAUUAUGAGACUCGCCCAGCACAAAGCCUCAUCAUUGUCGUGGAGAAUGAGGAGAGGCUCUUCUUCUGUGAGAGAGGAAAGCUUCAGCCACCAAGGAAGGCAGCAGC
Molecule: messenger RNA, 4731 nt
Organism: Gorilla gorilla gorilla (western lowland gorilla)
Lineage: Eukaryota; Metazoa; Chordata; Mammalia; Primates; Hominidae
Product: cadherin-like protein 26
Exons: 7
Coding region: 1-873 (290 amino acids)
Biological process (GO): calcium-dependent cell-cell adhesion; homophilic cell-cell adhesion; adherens junction organization
Cellular component (GO): plasma membrane; catenin complex; adherens junction
Molecular function (GO): calcium ion binding; cadherin binding; beta-catenin binding
Source: RefSeq, a predicted model, not a curated record